Molecule: messenger RNA, 6929 nt
Organism: Siniperca chuatsi (mandarin fish)
Lineage: Eukaryota; Metazoa; Chordata; Actinopteri; Centrarchiformes; Sinipercidae
Gene: uimc1
Product: ubiquitin interaction motif containing 1
Exons: 25
Coding region: 332-3511 (1059 amino acids)
Biological process (GO): positive regulation of DNA repair; double-strand break repair
Cellular component (GO): BRCA1-A complex
Molecular function (GO): K63-linked polyubiquitin modification-dependent protein binding; histone binding
Source: RefSeq, a predicted model, not a curated record
CGUGAACAGAAACAAACAUGGCGCCGCGAAAGUGAGGAAAACUGCUGUCAGUCAGUUUGGGGUCCACGCUCGCGCCAUCCCGUCACACAGAUGAGAGGAAGAAGAGGACGCUCUUCGUCACCAGGUAAAUCAGCUGCGGGUCGGUCUUGUAGAAAUCACCUAAACGCCAUAAGAGCUCAGUGUGAGACAAACCUGCUGCACAGGUGUGUGUUGCUGCACACAUGGUUUAACAGCUAUUUAAAGGGGGAAUGUGAAUUGGCCCAUACACCACAAAAAUCCAGCAUUUCCAGAACGUAAACAAAAGUAGGAAGUUUCUCAGGAGCAGAACAGGAUGCCUCUGAGGAAGCAAAUCAUCAAGGAUGCCGGUGACGCCCCCCCCGGAAGCCAGCGGACCGACGAAGACACACAGGAGGACGAAGCUCUCGACGACAGAGACGACAACGACGAGCUCUCGUCGUCACUUCUGUCGCCGUCGUCGUCCAGAGAAAAGCGCAGGAGAGAGCGGGGAAACAAAUCCAAACCCAAAGAGAUGACGGAGGAGGAGAUGAUGGACCUGGCCCUGCGUCUGAGUGAACAGGAAGCCAGCAUCACUGCGCUCAAGCUGCAGAAGGAGGAGGAGGCCGUGAUGAAAGCCAUCCAAGAGAGCAUGGUCGGCCAGACACAACCGUGCCCGCCUUCCCAAAGUCAGAGCCUGCUCGCCGACGCCGGAGCGUCACUCAGGCUUUGCUCUCGACGGAAACUCUUGUACUCAAACAGGAAGAUGGCGUCUGCCAUCGCUCAGGGAGCGUCAGAGGACGGCUGCACGCCGGAGACGGACCCGAACCCAGGAGCAAAAGGAAGCGGAGAUGAAAGUAACAACAGGAAUAAAAAGCGUAAAAGGAAAGAAGGAAGUCCUCUGCUGGAGAUGCCAGACUUGUCGCAGACUCAGGCUUCGCCCUGCAGCUCCGAGUCUCUCUCGGUGGCUCUGGACUCGCCGCAGAGCUCUGACUCGACCCAGAUCGACGACUGUCGGCCCCGUAAAUCCCCCGUCUUCCCCUCGACUGGCUGCCGAGCCGAGGUUCACGUCCCCCGGCUGAGCCAGGACCUGCUGCAGACCUGCAGAACCUCAGGGUUUGUGCUGUGCUCUCAGGACAGUUGGACCUCGCCUCAAAAGUCUCCGUCCGAUCAACCCGAGAGCCCAACGUUUCCCCAAAGCCCCGAACGCUCCAGUGACCUCACUUUGUCCAAGAGUCCAGUCUUCUCAGAGACCGAUCAGGGAGACGGUGGAGAGACAGAGCCGAGUCCUGAGUAUUUUAAAAGCCCCGUGUUUGGCAGGAAUACUCAGCAGGAGAGGUCUCCAAGUGCCUGCAGACCCCAAGUCAGCGUCUGUAACUCAGGGUUCACGUUUUCGUCUCAGGAGAGUUUAACCUUCUCUGCGAGGUCCACGUCCUGUCGGCCCGAGAGCCCGGUGUUCCCAAGAAGCCCCGGCCUUCCCAAGAGCCUCCCUUCCCCAGAAAGAUCCGCGGUCUGCACAAGUCCAGUUUUCUCGGAGACUGACCGAGUACAGACCCAGCAGAAUCGCGGCCCGGUGUUCGGCAGGACAGGACGACAAAAGAUUCACCAGGAUCUGCAGAAACACUCUGCGAGCCCUUCGGCUGCAGAGCUCGGCGGUUCAGGCAGUGAAGGGAGUUCAUCCGCUGCCAGGGGUCCUUCCCAGAGUCUGAGGCAGGACAGCAAGACCGAUCGCAAUCAAGACGUCAGGUUUAACAAGUCAUCUACGUCAGAUGACGCAGAGGGGCUGAAUGAAAUAUCCAAAGACCAGAACUCAGCCGAGACGGAGCUGACCAGCGAUAUGACGCUAGUCUGGUCUGAGGAGGACGAGGACGCCACGCCAGUGGGCUCGCCCAGCCCGGUCUUCCCAGAGGAGAGACCUGUCCAUCGGGCAGACGGCCAGGCUGCCUCCCUGAACCACGUGACUGCAGCUUCUCCGGGAACGAACGGCUCGAACUGCAGACCUUCGUCCUCUUCCACGUCGACCAGCAAACAGCAGCUUUCCACCACAGAGCGAGAACCACGGCCGGUCAGCAGCCAGGGAGCGGCCGGCGGGGGGUCGGCCCCGCCUGGGGAGCCUGCAGGCGGGCCGUCGGUGCACUACUACUGGGGGGUUCCCUUCUGUCCACGAGGCCUGGACCCAGACAGCUACACACAGGUGAUCCUGGCCCAGAUGGAGGUGUAUGAGAAGAGUCUGAAGCGGGCCCAGAGGUGUCUGCUGAGGAAGGCGAAGUGGGGCGAGGCCGUCCUGCCAGAGCCGGAGAAAUCUCCUGCGUCACCUGAGUCUCCUGCUGAAUCACCUCAACAGCCCGUCCCUCGAAGGCGUGGCCUCAGACUGGGAGGCAAAAAAACGCGUGAACCAGCCGAUGCCUCUCCAGCUGAGGCAGAAGAGGAAGGAGACAAGAAGGAUGAAGAGGAGGAAAGAGAGAACAAAGAAGAGAAGAAGAAUGAGGGAGAAGGACGGGUCGAUACUGACGACUGUGAGGUUUGUCCAGAGACGCAACUGAGUGACGACGACGACGGGACGCAAGAUCUGAUGAUGGCCACUGACGCCGGAGCAGAGCUCACAACGCUGUCUGAGGUCGAAAUGAUUCUCCGAGGCGAUUCUCCGGCCGGGCGCGAGCCGCGGGUGGAGGAGGAGGAGGAGGGGAUGGAGGUGGAGGUGGACGGCCCAGUGGACAGAAAGACGAAGGGAACGAACAUCGCCGUCGGCAGCAGUGACGUCGGAGGACAGAGUAUGAGAAAGGAGCAGGUAGAGGAGGACGGGGGGGAUCCAGACGUGAAGGAGAUAAAGGAUCGAGGGCUUCAGGGGUCGACGUCUCCUGAACUGGACCCAGCCGCCGUCCCUCGGAGCCCCGGGACCAACGUGGACUGUCCCAUCUGUCAGGGAUCCUUCCCUGCGACGGAGAUCGAGAUGCACGCUGCGUACUGCGACGGAGAGGUGGCCGUCGUGGACGAGCGGAGGCCCGAAGCCGACUACUUCCACGUGUCGCUGAAGCCACGGAGGAAGAGAGCGAGGAGAGCAGCAGCGACUGCCGAAGAGACCGACAACCCCUCUCACGCGGGCAAGAACCAAGAGAAAUGUUACAUCUGUCAGAAAGCCGUGGCUCUGGGAGACUACAGCAGACACACGGAGCUCUGCAUCCAGCGGCAGGCUUCAAAGACUGCAGCGAAAGGAAAUCUGCUGUCAGCUCUGGAGCAAACAGAGAGCAAGGAGGACUCAGAGGCCGGGCCGUCUGGAUCCAAACUCCAGCCAGGCGACGGGACUUCCUCUGCGGACCAGCUGACAAAUACUGUAGACGUCAUUGAUCUGCGGGACGACGACGACGACGAGGAGGACGAGCAGAAGGGCGGCGUUUCGGCGCUCCGGAUCAGUAACUCUCCCAUCAGAGCCUUCACUCCGAUCUCGGAGGCCACCGGCUGCCUUAUCGACUUCAAAAAGCAGCAGCGAGCCAAGAAGCUGAGCCAGAGACGAAGAUGAGGACGACCUCCCGAAGUCCUGGUGGUGCUGACUGAACAUACUGGAAACCAGAGCCUUAACUAAAGACCUGAAGAGUUAUCAGGUCGGACGGGACAUUACGAUUAGAAAAGACUUGAACUUUGGAUAUUUAUAUUGGAUAUUUAUGCAGGUAAACGAAUACAAAUUGAACAUCUCGCAUGUAUUCGAAGUGCAAAGGAAACCUGACUCUGACUCAUUUUGUGCCACUAAAUGUUUUCUGUAUUUGCGUUUUGUUUAUGUUGAAGGUCUUCCUCACUACCUCUUCGCGUAUUGAAACGUUUCCUUUGUGUCACCGCAGCUUCGGUUUAAUUCCCCCUCUAACUGUUAAUAUACAGCACCGUGUCGCAACCCUCUGAGUGGACGUCAACGUUCGUACAAACGAAAUCUGGCCCUUUAGCUUGAAACGUGAGAAGUUAUUGUUUGUAGCCGUGCUAACUGUGAGGCUAACCGUCAGUCGCUCCACCACAUUGGUCUGAACAACAACUGUCAGAUGGAUUGCCAUGAAAUCUUGUGCAGACAUUCAUGUUCUCCACAAGAGGAAUCCUGCUGACUUUGGUGAUCCUCUGAUUUGUCCUCUAGCGCCACCAGCAGGUCAAAAAACCUACGUUUAUAACAGGAAACCGCUAAAGCUAAUGACUGAAUUCAGCCUCAUCUGUACUUUAAUUAAGUAAUUAAUGCUAACACAACAUUGCUGACAUGCCAAAUAUUAGCACGCUGACUUGCUAACUGUGAGCAUGUGAGAAUUGCUAACACGAAGCAUGCUCACGCUAGCAUGUAAAUGUGCUAAACUGUUAAAUGUUAAACAUCAACAAGCUACGCUGAAACGCUGUACAAACAACACAAAAUUGGAAAUGUACCAUGCUAACUGUACACAUGUUCGCAUGCCAACUUUUGCUGAUGUUAGCAUUUUAGCUAACGCUAAGCUAAUGCAGAUACUACAAGCUAAGUGUUACCGUGAUUCAAAUAGGUCCAGUGUUGUGUUAAUUGAUGGGAAAACAGCCAAUUAGAGCUUCGUAGAUUGAUUAAGAAUGCUGAUGUCAUCUUCCUUUGCUUCAACUGACGAUUAUUUUCAUUAUUUACCUGCUUUUCUCGAUUAAUCAAUUAAUUGAUAUGUCUCUAAAAUGUCAGAAAACAGUGAAAGUUAUAACUUCCUAGAGCCGUAAGUGACUUUAACCCAAAGAUGUUCAUUUAACAGUCGUGUAUCACGAAGAAGAAGAAGUGGAAAAUUCUCACAUUUGAGAAGCUGGAACCUGUGGAAGUGAUAAAUGAUUAAUUGAUUGUCAGCUAAUGUUCUGUCAAUUGACUAAUCGACUGAUCGACUAAUCGUUUCAGCUCAGUGUGGAUGAGAUGGAUGAAGCUGUACAGGUUGAAAGUCAGUUUAUAGAAAUAAUCAGACUGAAUAAUUAAGUGAACAAAAAAUGGCUGAUCUAAUUAUCAGGCUAGCUAAAUGUUAGCAUGCUAACAUGCAACAUGUCAGAUCUUAACAAACCUUAACAUGUUAACUGUAGCCUUGUUAGCAUGCUAACAUGCAACGUGUCAGAUCUUAACACACCUUAACAUGUUAGCUGUAGCCUUGUUAGCAUGCUAACAUGCAACACGUCAGAUCUUAACACACCUUAACAUGUUAGCUGUAGCCUUGUUAGCAUGCUAACAUGCAACACGUCAGAUCUUAACACACCUUAACAUGUUAGCUGUAGCCUUGUUAGCAUGCUAACAUGCAAUGCAUCAGAUCUUAAUACACCUUAACAUGUUAACUGUAGCCUUGUUAGCAUGCUAACAUGCAACACGUCAGAUCUUAACACACCUUAACAUGUUAGCUGUAGCCUUGUUAGCAUGCUAACAUGCAACACGUCAGAUCUUAACACACCUUAACAUGUUAACUGUAGCCUUGUUAGCAUGCUAACAUGCAACGUGUCAGAUCUUAACACACCUUAACAUGUUAGCUGUAGCCUUGUUAGCAUGCUAACAUGCAACGUGUCAGAUCUUAACACACCUUAACAUGUUAACUGUAGCCUUGUUAGCAUGCUAACAUGCAACGUGUCAGAUCUUAACACACCUUAACAUGUUAGCUGUAGCCUUGUUAGCAUGCUAACAUGCAACGUGUCAGAUCUUAACACACCUUAACAUGUUAGCUGUAGCCUUGUUAGCAUGCUAACAUGCAACACGUCAGAUCUUAACACACCUUAACAUGUUAGCUGUAGCCUUGUUAGCAUGCUAACAUGCAACGCAUCAGAUCUUAAUACACCUUAACAUGUUAACUGUAGCCUUGUUAGCAUGCUAACAUGCAACACGUCAGAUCUUAACACACUUUAACAUGUUAGCUGUAGCCUUGUUAGCAUGCUAACAUGCAAUGCAUCAGAUCUUAAUACACCUUAACAUGUUAACUGUAGCCUUGUUAGCAUGCUAACAUGCAACACGUCAGAUCUUAACACACCUUAACAUGUUAGCUGUAGCCUUGUUAGCAUGCUAACAUGCAACACGUCAGAUCUUAACACACCUUAACAUGUUAACUGUAGCCUUGUUAGCAUGCUAACAUGCAACGUGUCAGAUCUUAACACACCUUAACAUGUUAGCUGUAGCCUUGUUAGCAUGCUAACAUGCAACACGUCAGAUCUUAACACACCUUAACAUGUUAGCUGUAGCCUUGUUAGCAUGCUAACAUGCAACGUGUCAGAUCUUAACACACCUUAACAUGUUAACUGUAGCCUUGUUAGCAUGCUAACAUGUCAGAUCUUAGCACACCUUAACAUGUUAACUGUAGCCUUGUUAGCAUGCUAACAUGGCAGUAUUAGUAUUGGAUCAGAGAAAGUUCAAAAUGCUUAAAAUGGAUACAGCCUCAGUUUUCAUCCUUUUCGUCAUGUUUCCUGGUUUGUCGGCACUUAAAUGGGAAUCAAACCCGUUUCCUAAAGAUCCCUCAGUACCUCUUGGGCACCGCGUCGCGUCUUCUUACUACGACUUGUUCAUACAGUACGUGGAAGGAAGUGCAAUGCGUUUAAAGCCUGAAAUUUCCCCCUUUAAGAUCAUAAACUGCCCGGUUUGGGCGUCAUUGUUCAGUUUCGUCCCACUGAAAGUCAGCGUAACCUUAACGUGUUUUUUGGGAAUCAGUCUCAAUGCGCGACGAUGAAAUUUACACUAAUGCAAGCUAAAAAAAUGCCCGUCGCUGUCCUGUAAAAUCAUUUUGUCCGUUUGUUUUCGUGCUCUCUCUUCACUGUGGACCAUUUUAACUGUGGGAGGUGCAGAGUUGAUGAAGAUGCAAUAUAUUUGUUCUUUAUUUCCCCCAUUUUAUUUCUUUUUGUCUUUGACUGUAUAUGCUCGGAGCAUCGGCCUCGACUACUGUAUCAGCACUUGAGAUUUAAUUUUGCAAGUUGUCCGAAGUAAACUCACCGUGUAAUGCACUGAA